Arachis stenosperma is the source of this 1318-nucleotide messenger RNA. RefSeq names its product NAC transcription factor 25-like. Bases 69 to 1100 code for a protein of 343 amino acids. Gene Ontology annotation, molecular function: DNA binding. The transcript is spliced from 3 exons. The record is from RefSeq and is a predicted model, not a curated record. Gene Ontology annotation, biological process: system development; regulation of DNA-templated transcription. Lineage: Eukaryota; Viridiplantae; Streptophyta; Magnoliopsida; Fabales; Fabaceae.
UACCACAAAGUCCCAUAUACACUGAUGAAUACUCAUCUAUCUGAUCCUACCCCACCCACGCAUCACGCAUGGAUUCAUGUCAACCCCAACUCCCACCGGGAUUCAGGUUCCACCCAACCGACGAAGAACUCAUCGUUCACUACCUCAAGCGAAAAGCUUCCUCUGCUCCUCUCCCCGUCGCCAUCAUCGCCGACGUUGAUCUCUACAAGUUCGACCCAUGGGAGCUUCCAAGUAAGGCCACGUUUGGGGAGCAAGAAUGGUAUUUCUUUAGUCCGAGGGAUCGCAAGUAUCCGAAUGGGGCUCGCCCAAACAGAGCAGCUACGUCCGGAUAUUGGAAGGCCACCGGCACUGAUAAGCCUAUUAUUGCGUCUGAUGGCCAACACCGACUCGGCGUCAAGAAAGCUCUCGUUUUCUAUGGCGGCAAGCCUCCUAAAGGGGUCAAAACCAAUUGGAUCAUGCACGAAUAUAGACUCACUACUACUCAUAACAAUAAUUCUAUCUCAUCAAAGUCUUUUCCUUCUCUUCCUUCUCACCUUCCUUCCUCCAAUCAGAAGAAUAAUUCCUUGAGGCUUGAUGAUUGGGUGUUGUGCCGAAUAUAUGAAAAAAGCAACCGUGGCAAUUUUGCAAGAACAGCGUUGAUGGAGCACCAUGAUCAUGAUGAUGAUGAUGACAAUAAUAAGGAUCAGCUUUCCGCGGAAACAACGAGUAUGAUAGAAAACAUGUCCACCAUGAGUCAGAAUUCCAAGCCCACACAACAUUAUGGACCAUUGCUGGUUCAAAACGAUGACAACUUCUUCGAUGGAAUCUUAGCCGCUGAUCAUCAAAAUCAUCAACAUCACAACUUGCCAAUGAAGAGGACACUGGUGAAUAUGAAUAAUUCAGAGUUUUGGAAUGAGACAAACAAGAGGUUCCAUUGUGAUCUCAAUAACAACACUAACACUGUUGCUAAUAAUGAUGAGGAUAACAGUUCCUUUGUUUCACUGCUUAGCCAUAAUCAGAUUCCUCAUCCUACUAACAAUGCUUCUCUUCUUGGCCCUACUGUUGCUGAUGGUGUUUUCAGGCAACACUUUCAACUUCAAACAAUUAAUUGGAACUUAUAAAUUAUAUUCUCAUCUGACUAGCUAGCUAGCUAUAUAUUAUUAUAUGUAGUGUGAUCAGAGUGGUCUAAUAUCAUUGAUUAUAUAUACAGUACAUGUAAUUAGCUAUUUUAUUGCCACUUUUCUAUUUGAAGCUUAAUUAAUUAAGCUAUACAAUGUUUGUAUACAAAAUAUACUAUUCUAUGAUGUAAGUAUACCUAUAUACCAAGCUUAUACAAAAU